This is a messenger RNA of Fusarium coffeatum, 792 nucleotides long. RefSeq lists its product as uncharacterized. The coding region runs from base 1 to 792 and encodes 263 amino acids. The transcript is spliced from 3 exons. Lineage: Eukaryota; Fungi; Ascomycota; Sordariomycetes; Hypocreales; Nectriaceae. The record is from RefSeq and is a predicted model, not a curated record.
AUGGCUUCUGAACUUCCUCCCAACGCUCUCGGCAAGCUUGCCUCUUCUGUCAAGAACAUCGUCACAGGUGUUCCUCUGGAAGAGCAAAGCGAGACCCAAGUCGCUGCCACCGGCGACAAGACCAAGACUCUCGACAAGACUGUUGACAGGACCGUCGAGACCACCGAUGAUGCCACAAUCCACAAGGAAAAGACAGCACCAGUCGUGCACGAAGAUGUCAAGUCCCACGAGCACGAAAAGGUCGACACAGAGGUCGACCACGAGGUCCACCAAGAUCACUACCACACCACCAUUCAGCCAGUAAAGGACAAGAAUGUCCUUCCUACCAAGCAUGUCUACCAGGAGAAUGAGGUCGAGGAGGAGAUUGACCAUCGCGAUAACGAGGCCAAGAUGAAGGCCAAGGAGGAAGCUGCAAGAAUCCACAAUGAGAAGCAUGUUGAGGGUACUACUCACUCGCGAGAAUAUGUGCCUGCCAAGGAGAAUGAGCACGUUCACCACCACAUCCAUGAGACAAUUCAACCCGUCAUCGAGCGCGAGACAGUCCAACAAAAGGUCAUCCACACCAAGAACAAGAUCCACGAGAAAGAGCACUUGAACGAUGAACACCACGAAGCCACUGUCGCACCAGCCAUCUCUAUGUCCGAGUUCGAAAAGGGCGGCGGUAUCGCUGAGGGUGUUUCCAAGACCAAGGACAUUGAAAUCCCCGUGUCCAGCGUCAAGACUGCCAAGAAGAGAGAGGCUCUGACCGGUGAUGUUGACGUCGAGGAGGGUGCCAAAAUUGAAUCUAUCUAG